AUGGCCACCCCCAACCCAUCCACCCCCGUGUCAAGCGCGGCCAACGACGCAGCAACCUCGGCCAUCGAAUCCGCGACGUCGGAAAUCUCGUCCAUCAUUUCCUCCGUCACGUCGUCCGUGGUUCCGUCGUCGUCGUCGGCGGUUAGUAGCUCUUCCUCCGCUGCUGCUGCUACUACCAGCAGUGCUCCUUCUUCUUCUUCCUCUUCCUCCUCCUCUUCCGUAGAACCCUCCUCAUCAGAGGCGCAGACUUCUUCCGCUGCCCCGAGCUCGUCCCAGGCCGCAACAACGAGCUCUGCGGCCCCUACCACCACAUCCCAACCUCCCUCAACCACUUCUUCCCCCUCUUCAACCGAAGCUGCACAGACAACAACUUCCGAACCAGCUUCCACCACCAGAUCAAGCGAAUCUUCCGAGAGCUCGACUUCCCGGACCACCACGAGAACUCCGAGCACUACCGUCUACACCUCUGUAGUUACGAAGUCUGCUUCCGGCACCGGUGCCAGCGCUAGCCCUGUCGUUAUCACUGUCACUGCUACCAGCGUUUCUGACCCCUCCGGCACGGCCGGCAGCGACUCGGCUGCUGCAACCAACUCCGAAGGCGCGUCGCUCCAGUCCAGUGGCAGUAGUUCGGAUGAUAGCGGCGGCCUCACGACGGGCGGAAAGACCGCCGUUGCUGUCGUUGUCCCGGUUGUUGUCGUCGCUCUGCUCGUUGCGGCCGGUAUAUUUUUCUGGAGGAAGCGAAAGCAAAGGAAGAUUGCCGAGGAGGACCGGAGGAAGGAGGUCGAGGAGUAUGGCUUCAACCCGAACCAUGACCCCACGCUUCCCGCUGUCGGUGGUUACGGUUCGGAAAUGGCGGAGGAUUCCAGCGGGUACCGUGGUUGGGGCAACACCACCAACGCGUCGAACCGCAAGGCUUCCACGACCAUUUCCGGCGGAUUGACUGCCUUCUCCGACUCGGGCAGCCAGCCUGGAGGAUACCACAGCCCCGGCUCGCCCACGAACCCCAGCGCAGCGGAUUCUGGAGACCCAUUGAUGCACCGCCGGGAAACGAUGGAUUCGGAGGGCAUUGGCGCGCUUGGCGGAGCGCCCGUCAGCAACAAACGUGCGUCGGACAUUCAUCGUGGACCUUCCAACGCCUCCUCGUCCUACUCGGGCGCAGGGCGGUCGGACAGCUCGGAAAACGGCCACAUGCAGAACAACCCCCAGGACUACUAUGCCGACAACGGCUAUUAUCAAGCGUACAACCCGCACUACGACGGCCAACCCGUCGUGCAGAAUGUAGCAGCCAGGCGGAACACGCGGAUUGAGAACCCAGCCCACUACCCUCCAGCAGGCAACUCGGGCAUCGCACAAAACUUCUGA
Molecule: messenger RNA, 1362 nt
Organism: Lasiodiplodia theobromae
Lineage: Eukaryota; Fungi; Ascomycota; Dothideomycetes; Botryosphaeriales; Botryosphaeriaceae
Product: Transmembrane alpha-helix domain-containing protein
Exons: 2
Coding region: 1-1362 (453 amino acids)
Source: RefSeq, a predicted model, not a curated record